This is a messenger RNA of Monomorium pharaonis (pharaoh ant), 1637 nucleotides long. Its product is annotated as chitinase domain-containing protein 1. Gene Ontology annotation, cellular component: extracellular region. The record is from RefSeq and is a predicted model, not a curated record. NCBI's taxonomy places the organism in Eukaryota, Metazoa, Arthropoda, Insecta, Hymenoptera, Formicidae. Gene Ontology annotation, biological process: carbohydrate metabolic process. The transcript has 7 exons. The coding region runs from base 373 to 1554 and encodes 393 amino acids. Gene Ontology annotation, molecular function: chitin binding; oligosaccharide binding.
AAACAGUAAAGCAAUACGAAGUGGAGACAUUUUCUACGACUACUGCUACGGCCUACGACUCUCCAUUGUAGAUGGCCCUUUACCUGGCUGCAUCUGUUGCAAAUUUAAGAACGCACCCCAUCAUGUGGCAUCUAUACUUCAGUUGACUUGAGUUGUUCCGAAAUAAGGACACAAUCUAACCCCUACGAUUGUUGUCCUCCGUCAUAUUAAAUCGUGGUACUUUGUCCCAAUCGGGAUGGAAAUCCAUUGGGUAUAGGAGAAAGAAGAAGAAGAAAACUUGAGUUAACUUCAGUGUUUCUCUCAGUUAUCUAAGGAAUAUCUUUAAAAUAUAAUUUUAUAUAUCUAAUAAUGUAAUUGAUACUCGAUAUAAUUAUGAACGUGAUUACUCUAAUCGCAGCUUUGUUUUUUGCUGAAUUAUGUUGCGGGACUUUGUUACCACCAACAGAAAAAAAUAAAAAAGAAAAAGGAAAAUUUAUUAAUAAAUUAUCCAAAGGUCCUGUGGAUCAAGAUGUUUUCCAAAGAAACUUGGUAGUAAAAAAUAUCAAACAACAGGACAUUCUUCAUGAAUCUGGUCGAUAUUUUCAAAAUACUAAGCAGAGAAGAUUUAAAGGAGACAUCCUAGGAUAUUGUACACCCUGGAAUAAAAAUGGUUUUGAAAUUUCCAAAAUAUUUCAUGGCAAAUUUACAAUGAUAUCUCCAGUAUGGUUAACUUUUCCUUUUGGUAAUACGUCAACCUAUCAAUUGUCUACUCAUUCUGUUCAAACUAAGUGGAUAAAAGAAAUGAGAGCCAAUAACAAUGUUAAUCAUAUCGUAAAGCUUAUACCUAGAGUAUUAUUUGAACACUGGUCAAUUGACGAUAUUAUUAAGAUAUACAGUAAUGGAGAGAGUCAAACUCAAUUAACAAUAUCUCUCUUAGACGCUGCUAAGACUUUCCAUUUCAAUGGGUAUGUUUUAGAAAUAUGGAAUCAGUUUGUAUUUGCAGGUGCAAAUCUAUCAAUUGUCACUGCUGUAGUCCAGUCUAUUGCACGAAAGUUGAGAAAACAUAAUUUAGAUGUUAUAGUAGCAAUACCACCGUUCAGAGGCACACAAGUUGAAUUGUUUUCAAAGCAGCAAUUUGAUGAACUAGCACCGUACGUAAACGCUUUUUCGCUUAUGACUUACGAUUAUUCGAGUAUUCAAAGGCCAGGUCCAAAUAGUCCCCUCAACUGGAUCAGACAGUGUGUAAAAUUAUUAACGCCGGAAGAUGAUCCCAGACGAUCUCAAAUUUUAUUGGGUAUUAACUUUUAUGGUUACAAUUAUACGCCAGAAGGUGGUAGAGCAAUUCUCAGCUCUGAUUAUUUAGAGAUACUAAAAUCGUUUAAAGGAAAGAUUCGUUGGGAUGACAGUAGCAAAGAGCAUUUCUUUGAACCAAAAUUAGCUACAGGUAAUAGUUAUGUCUUCUACCCUACGUUAUAUUCAAUCAAGACUCGAUUAGACCUUGCUAACGAAUUGGGUACAGGAAUCUCAAUUUGGGAAUUAGGUCAAGGAUUGAAUUAUUUUUAUGAUCUAUUAUAAAUUGUUAUAUAUAUAAAAGUUUUCGUUUUAUAUAAUCAUAAUUUUGUAAUAUCUAGAUAUAAAGAUACAUGUACAUAAAAAAA